Messenger RNA from Aspergillus puulaauensis, 666 nucleotides. RefSeq lists its product as uncharacterized. The coding region runs from base 1 to 666 and encodes 221 amino acids. NCBI's taxonomy places the organism in Eukaryota, Fungi, Ascomycota, Eurotiomycetes, Eurotiales, Aspergillaceae. The transcript has a single exon. The record is from RefSeq and is a predicted model, not a curated record.
AUGGGCUACAAGCGCUACCCUGCCAACCCCCCUCAGUCCGCCUGGGGCCAAGUUGCACCCCAACCCUACCAACAGCCUUACCCACAGCCUUACCCACAGCCCUAUCCUCAAUACCCUAUAUACAACCAACCGGCCCAACGAUUCCACCCCUCACCACGCGCCUACGAAGUAACAUUCACCAGUUGGUCCGGCCGACACAUGCGAGUCACCGAAGAAACCCACAACGGCCCGCUCGCAUACACGGCAGACCUCCACACCCGCCGACCACACAUGAUCUUCCAAGCCACAGGCACAGCAAACCUGCCGGCAACGGUAACAUUCCACAACUUCCGCAGCAAAAUCGACGUCACCAUAAACGGGGCCGACCUGGCCUUACGCAGCGAAAGCAACUGGAAGCACGCGUACGGCUUUGACUCGCGGGUCAUCCCCGGCAAAAAGCAUCUGCUCUGGAAAUCCAAAGAUCUCUCUAUGGGCAGUGAGUGUACCGACCAGACCGGCGCCGUGUAUGCCAGGUUCAAGGAGCAUAAUGGGUGGAGUGGGAAGAAGGCCGGGCGGUUGGAGAUCUUCCAGCCUGCCGCCGUGGGGGGCAAGGCGCUUGCUGAUGAGCUGGUUGUUACUGGGCUGGCGACUGUUUACCUUAUGAUCCUGCAGGCAUCGGGAGGUUAG